Messenger RNA from Coregonus clupeaformis (lake whitefish), 2190 nucleotides. RefSeq names its product dual specificity protein phosphatase 14-like. Bases 389 to 1015 code for a protein of 208 amino acids. Lineage: Eukaryota; Metazoa; Chordata; Actinopteri; Salmoniformes; Salmonidae. The record is from RefSeq and is a predicted model, not a curated record. Gene Ontology annotation, biological process: protein dephosphorylation. The transcript is spliced from 2 exons. Gene Ontology annotation, molecular function: MAP kinase tyrosine/serine/threonine phosphatase activity.
UCUACCGCCUAGGUACAGUUGCUGCGCGAACCUUGGAGAAGCUGGCUGAAAACAUUUCAUGCGCAUGGAGUUCUCUCUCUGCUGACUUUGACAUUUGAGUGAUAUUGUUACAUACUUAUUCAUUCAUAUUAUAUUUUAUUUCCCACAAGACUACGACUGUGUGAAUUCUCUGCUUUACCUGAUGUUCAGAGUUUGAAUCAUCCGCAACGGCAUGCCUGGAAUGGUGCGUUAGCAACGCGCUUGGAAAAUCAUCGCCAGGCAAAGUAAAGUGGUUUGGUGAAUCUCCUGCUGUCUGGUUCUGCUGUUCCAACAUGACCUCAGGCUACUGAAGACCUUCCUGUUAUUCCUCCUCCUGCUCUCUGUAUCACUCCUACUACUAUAUUCUCCAAUGGGCUCCCACAGUCAAAGUGGCUUUUUCCACCAUCACCACCACAGCUCCGUGGUGCCCACGGCCGUGCCCAGGCUUCUCACAGAGAACGGCAGUCUGCUAGGGGGCAUCGCCCAGAUCACCCCCAACCUCUUCCUGAGCCGGGGCAACGUGGCGUCCAACCGCAGCCUGCUGCUGUCCAAGGGCAUCACCUGCGUGAUCAACGCCACUAUUGAGCUGCCCAACUUCAACUGGCCCCACGUGGAGUAUGUGAAGGUGCCCCUGGCGGACAUGCCCCACUCCCCCCUCUCUCUGUACUUCGACAGCAUAGCUGAUAAGAUCCACAGUGUGGGGAGAAAGCGGGGGGCUGUGCUGGUGCACUGUGCUGCAGGGGUGAGCCGCUCAGCCUCCCUGUGCCUGGCCUACCUGAUGAAAUACCACCGCGUGUCUCUGGCCGAGGCCCACGCUUGGGUCAAGGCCCGCCGGCCAGUCAUCCGGCCCAACGGGGGCUUCUGGAUUCAGCUCAUCGACUACGAAAAGAAGCUGUUUGGCAGGAACUCUGUGAAAAUGGUGCAGACGCCCUAUGGGGUGAUACCUGACAUCUACGAGCGGGAGCGCAGGAAUCUGGCACCCUACUGGGGCCUGUAGAGGAGGGCUGGGGCCUCGCCAAGGGGGGAGGGAAGGAGACGGAGAAGAGUGUCCUCCAGUGCUGCCGGUUCAUGCAUGUUCCCCCAGCCAGAGAUGCAGAGUGAGAUGAAGUGUGUGACUGUCUGUCUAUGUGAAGCUUAAUUAAUGAAUGCAUUGGGAUGGAGGGAGUCUUAGUAAUCAGUCACUACACUGCCGACUUGUAACUGGUGGGUGAUGCUACACUACACUGCAUCGAACCCCCGUCUGUCUGUCUCUGAGAGGGAGCAAGGCCACCUCAAGUCUGGAAUCCUCAGGACCAAAGGAGUAACAGAACCACGACCAAGCCAGACCACAGAUCAGCUGACAUGGCCAGACCCAGACUGUGACUUUGGAGUCUAGCUUGACUCCCCAGACUCCAAAGAACAGGAGCAUUCUGGGAAGGUGUAGGCGGUGCUUUAGACUCAGCAAUUCUGACAGGAAGCGGUGUGACUCACAGAAGUCCAGUCCCGACGUAACGUCAUGUGAUGCUAUUGUGCCAGUUUUGCUGUUGUCUUUAAUGUGAGAACUAGCAGCAGUCCUGCUCUGUUUAAAACUCUACAAUUUCUUUUUGACAAAUUGAAUUAUGCUCUUGGGAGAAAACUGAAAUCAAGAAAAAUAAAAGAUAUGGUGCACAAUUAAUAUUUAAAGCUGUUAGGGUAUACACAUUUUUAAUCAAGACAACAUCUAAGGCUUAUAGUGUGUACACUUAAAAGUCCCUAUUUACUAUGGGGGAUGAUCGUGCAGAAUAUACUGUACUGGUACUAAUAUUGUACAAUAUUAUGCUAUUUUAGAAUGUCACCACCCUCUGUUAAGAGGAAGAGAGUACUGUGUUAGGGGCUUCGGAGAAACACACUUUCUAUUUCCCUAUUUUUGCCUCAUAUUGAUGUUUAAGUUAAAAGAACACUGGUGUGCUGUCAUUGAUAAACCUUCCUCUUUUUUUUGUGGUUUGGAAGAAGUCUAUACGCUACACACGAAAAGCUUUAAAUAAAAUGUUAAUAUUACUGUAGCAAGUGAACAAUGCCCUUGUCACAGGUGUAAGCAUAAAGCCAAGCUUCCAUGAAUUUUGUGCUCUAUUCAGUCGAUCGCUGAAGCGUUACAGAUUGUGCAAUUGAAAUGUAAAGGUAAUUUCCGAUUGAGCCGACAUAUGCAGCGUUUAC